This is a messenger RNA of Ascoidea rubescens DSM 1968, 507 nucleotides long. RefSeq lists its product as uncharacterized. The coding region runs from base 1 to 507 and encodes 168 amino acids. The transcript has a single exon. NCBI's taxonomy places the organism in Eukaryota, Fungi, Ascomycota, Saccharomycetes, Ascoideales, Ascoideaceae. The record is from RefSeq and is a predicted model, not a curated record.
AUGAGUGAACUCCAAGCUUCCAGAGAACAUCCUCUCAUUGACUCAGACCCCUCCUUCAGACGUGUGGUCACCUACAUGAGGCCCAGCGACUAUGGAGUGUGGGCUGCUGCCACUGCUGCCUUUCCUGCCAUCUUCAUCUUGAUGGAAAAGCUCGAGCCGGCCAACGGUGUGCGUUUUACCAAACCCUCUGGCUCUUUCCUCAGAAUCUCUACUUUUUUGGGCUUUGGUUGUGGUUUUCUUUUUGCCUACUCUCUUUCCACCAACAGAUUUUGGGGCAUCACCGAGAAUUCAAGAGAAAUGGCCUUUUACCAAACUGAAGUGAAAAACAACAUCAAAUUGGGCUUGCCUCCUCAAGGUAAAACCGAACUAAGUCCCUGGAUGAAAGACGUUGCCGUAAGAAACUCAACAAACUCACAGUUGGGUUUGCACAUUGCUCCAAUCUUCAAUUUCACCAACCAUGGAUUAGGCAGAUAUGCUGAAGUUAAGCUCGAUGAUGACGAAAAAUAG